CCGAGUCGCUCGGGUCUCGGGCGAAUCAGUGCGCGUUUCCCUCUGCCAUUUGCGCGUCGGUACGCGGCAGCGGUGUUACCGGAAUCUCUCGGACGUGUGCUUACCGGUGCGUAGAAGACGCGUAGUCGCCGUGUCGGUUGAGGAGGUGUGCUCACACGAGUUCGGUGCUGCAUUUCGGUGCGUGCAUUUGUCAGGAUCAAGCCGAUCGGUAUGGCGGACACAGAGGCCAAGGAAACCAAAGUCACUACCCCUCAGAAGAAGGUGGUAGAGGAGGAGAAGGUAGUGGUGCCGGAGGAGGUCGACGAGGAGGACUCGAAAGCAUCUGAGAAUGGGGAUACGAAGGAAACCAAAGAGAAUGGUUCGAGCGAGGAGAAGGAGGUCGACGAGAAGGAAGCAGAAUCCACGGAAAAUGGAGACUCCACAGAUGCUCCCGUCGACAGCUUGAACUCGACCUGCGUGAAGAGGAAAUCGACGGCUGCAGCCGACGCAGCGGAGGACGCGCAGGACGGCGCGAGUCCCGAGAAGAAGUCGAGACUCGAGGAGAAGUGUGCCGAAGCCGAGAACAACGGCGACGCGGAAGAGGCCACGGCCUAAUAUUCUCUUACGUUUAUUACUGACAGACCUAAUCUAUAGACGCAAUUUUAACUACCAAGUGUGAAGCCAGGGCAGAUAGAUCGUCCGUGCAUUUUCGAGACGGACGGCGAGCGUAAGAGGGGGGGAAAAAAAACAAAAAGAGAAAAGAAAACCAAGGGAAAAAAAGGAACAUUUGACGUUUAUUGCACCAAGAAGUUUUUCGUGUUCAGGAUGACCGUGUGUGUCUCUCUCUCUUCUCUCUCUUUCACAGUAUUUUUUACAAUAAUUGAUAAUUGGCAACAGCGACACGCGUCCAUUUUGCCGUAGUUUUGCAAUUACAGUUGCGACUGACGAUUAAAACGUAAAAGAAACGAACGAACCGUGUUCUCUGUACUGGCAUCCACACGUGCAUACAUAUUAUAUAUUCACUACUUAGCGUUAGAGUUCUAAGGUAAGAAAAUAUAACGAUAACGUUUUUAGAAAUAAUAUAUAUAUUUCUAAUUUCAUCAAGACAAGAAAAAAAACACGAUGCGGUGCGGUGUCUGGAAAAUGGGUACAGUUGCGCAACACAAAUAUUUCCACCUAUUGCUAGUCCUCAUUGUUUCCGACGCACGGACACAUUGUAGCUUAUACAUUGUAGACACAUACACACACCUUGGACUAUAUAUGCAUCGGAGAUAUAGAAUACAGAUAUUUUUCUGCGAAUCAAAAUACAUUCCCGAAAAUAGAUUGUGACUUGUAACUUUAUGACUGUUCGCCGAUGAGAAAUUGUUGAAUCGAGAGCGCCAUUUCCUACAGCUGACAUUGACCAUGUAUAUUUCCAAAUUUAUUUAUGUCUCUACUCUGGCAAAAAAAGAAGGGAAAAAACGUUUAGGCUUUAGUAAAUUAUAUAACGUGCUGAAUUCUAUUAACAUACAUACGAUAUGUUUAUGCGAGAAAUAAUUUUUUUUCUUUUUCUUUUAAGAGAAAGCGCGCGGGAAAACGCGUGUCAAGUACAAAACGGAUCCACGAUACGAUUUUUCGUUAAACCGGUUGUCGUGGUCUUUUUAAAGAUCAGAGUAAAUAUAUUCCUUUUUUUUUAUUUUAACUGUACGAGGCGCGGUAUAUGUAUGUGUAAGUUCUCUUAUCUCGGUUUUCACGCAUAUGUAUGUAUAGAAACGCUGACGAGUGAACAAAACUGUUUUGGUUUUUGAACUUUGCUAAUGACACUAGAAAAAAUGCGAUAGAAAAUGCUGGUUGAUAAAACGCUGCAAUUGAUACAAAGCCGAAAAUUCAUCGCGACUUUUUUGCGAUUGAUUCGUGUAACGUAAUCCGGAUUAACUACUAAUUUGCAUGUUACCCAAAACACUGUUAGGUGGUUAUCGGAUAAGUAAUCGCUCUUCUUGAUCGCGUUUGUAACGCGCGUUAGCUUCAAAAGUUCCGACAACUUGUACUUGCCGCGGGAGUAUCUCAGUUAUAUGUGGUUCACAUGGUUUUUCUCAACGUCCGUUUACUUUGCUUUGUAUGUUAUGAGUAUAAUUGUCGAUCAGCGAAGGUAAUAUAACAUGUAUGUUUAAGAUUUCAAAUGGUAAAAUGUGUUCAACAGCUAAUACAAAUAAAGAUGGUUCUCUAUAA
Ooceraea biroi (clonal raider ant) is the source of this 2187-nucleotide messenger RNA. Its product is annotated as Decondensation factor 31. NCBI's taxonomy places the organism in Eukaryota, Metazoa, Arthropoda, Insecta, Hymenoptera, Formicidae. The record is from RefSeq and is a predicted model, not a curated record.